AACAACCUGAAUAAAUGCUACGUUGCAUUUUGUUAUCUCUUCCGGAGAAAUUAUGUGCUAUCUCUCUCAUUCCCAUGAGUUCUGCAAACGUUCGCAAAAAUUUUAUAAUAAAUACUAGAAAUAGUUGACGCAAUUUAUUCAGUUAACACGCGACCGCGAUCAUGUCUCUACCUCCUAAGAAAACGUCGAAAAUUUCAUUAUCGAUGAAAAAAAAGAUCACAACCCCGAAAACUGUGCGAUUUGCCCCACCAACAAAGAAAGCGCAAAUCUUAAGUGAUGUGGUAGUGGUGCAACCCUCAACAGCAACAACAAGUUGCCUGCAUAUAAAGCAGCAACCACCGCCGUUGCUACCGUUGAGAUCCAUGGCGGGGCCGAGCUUACCACCCCUAUUAGAUGAUCAAUAUUCAAUCAUAACGAUUCAUUCCGAUGACGAGUCUGGGGCGCGACAAACUGAAAUACGCGCGGUGACUAUAGAGGAUCAUCAGUUGUCGCAGCUGAUGGAUGAGUUGGAUGCUACUAGUACGGUGCAACAAAAUCGAGUGUAUCCGCCUCAAAUUAGAUCACCCUCGCCAACUCAUCCACCACCAGCCGCAUUGCUAACAUCAAAGUGGCCCCAAAAUGAACAAACUACGACUUCGACGAGUAUCGCCCUUACAAGGAGCCCUGGGGGUAAGAGCCUGGAAACCAUGCUGCAGGUAUACGGCGUGGGAAAACGACUAGAGGACGAUGAAGAUAAUAAUAUCUUCAUGGAUUUCCCCACAGCAGCGACACCGAAGCAGGUAGCGCAGGCUACAUAUGCGCGCCUGCUAAAAAUGGUGCCAAUUUACGAACGCCGUAUGCUUGAAGCUAGGGACACCACCCAGCGGCUCAGCGUGGAGUUGGCGGCUUCACGCGAAAAUGAAGCAGCGAUACAGGGGGAGGUGGAGUAUAUCAAUAAGUUAAUGACAUUUUUAGUGAAUAAUUUGUAAAUAGAUAAUAAUAAAAUUAUAGUAAUAAAGGGUUAUAGUAUAUGUUCGUUGUCAUUUCCAUUCACACACACCAAAAGGGAAGAUUGCUUAAUUUUUUCAGCGUAGGUGAAAAACCUCGAAGAAUAUGUGGCAAAAGUUGCGCAUGAGAAGUUAGAACAAUUGUCUAACCAUAAGGUGUAGUUAUUGUAAUUUGUAUGUGUUAAUUAACUACAUACGUGUAAUUAAUAAAAAAGAGAUGCAAAAGGAGUUGAAGUGGUUGCUAAAUCGGAGAAUCGCCGGGUUGGGUGGCUUGCGGGGCGUGGA
Photinus pyralis (common eastern firefly) is the source of this 1271-nucleotide messenger RNA. RefSeq lists its product as uncharacterized. The coding region runs from base 162 to 968 and encodes 268 amino acids. The transcript is spliced from 4 exons. Lineage: Eukaryota; Metazoa; Arthropoda; Insecta; Coleoptera; Lampyridae. The record is from RefSeq and is a predicted model, not a curated record.